Messenger RNA from Maylandia zebra (zebra mbuna), 1752 nucleotides. Its product is annotated as interferon-induced protein with tetratricopeptide repeats 5. Gene Ontology annotation, molecular function: protein binding. NCBI's taxonomy places the organism in Eukaryota, Metazoa, Chordata, Actinopteri, Cichliformes, Cichlidae. Gene Ontology annotation, biological process: defense response to virus. The record is from RefSeq and is a predicted model, not a curated record. Gene Ontology annotation, cellular component: cytosol.
UCACUGAUCAGCCAUUGAUCUGUAAAUGAUUGAUCUGAGGUCAGCGUUUCUCACUGAACGACCACUCAGUGACCGAUCAGUCGGCGCAUAAUCGUUUCUUCAUCUUCAUCGGUGUGUACUCUGAGGAAGAGGAGGACUGUUUCCUGUAACAUGACUGAAGGUAGCAGCGCUCUGCUCAGGAGGCUGCAGCAGCUGCAGUGUCACUUCACCUGGGAUCUGAAGAAGGACGUGGACCUGAAGAACCUCAGCACUCGACUACAGGACCACAUAAAACUGCAGCUCGGCCAGCGCGGGGCAGUGGCUCGAUCAUACAGCUUCUUGGCUUAUGUCAGGUAUCUUCAGAAUCAACGAGAGGAAGCGCUGUCACUUUUAAACCAAUCAGAGGAGACCAUCAGGGAGCGUCAUGGGGAUGAGAGUGAGAGGCGGCUCAUUGUGACGUAUGGAGACAUGGCCUGGCUGAAAUAUCAUGCUGGAGACUUUGCACAGUCACAAAGCUACUGUAAGAAAGUCGAGGACAUACUGGUGAAAUAUCCCACUGGUUCAUCAGCAAGUCUCCUUCCAGAGGUCUACGGAGAACAAGCCUGGACCUACCUCAAGUUGUCAAAAUCUUACUACUUACAAGCCGUUGACAGUUUUCGUAAAGCACUUGAGAUACAGACUGAUGACAUUGAGUGGAAUGCUGGCUACGCCAUCGCCCUCUUUCGCACAGAAGAGUGGGUUUUAGAAAAUUUACAGGAAACUGAGGAGCCUCCAUCCAUCAAACAGCUUCACUUUGCCCUGGAGCUCAACCCCGAUGAUGCUGUUCUGCAGUCCAUGCUGGCCGUGAAGCUUGGAGCCUAUAAGAAAUACAAAGAGGCUGAGGGUCUGCUGAAGAAAGCACUGAAAACUGAUCCUGAUAACCCUCAUGUCAGCCGCUACGUAGGAAAAUACUUUCGUAAUCAUCAUCAACUGGACGAGUCUAUUGAUCUGUUGGAGCGAGCGUUGAAGAGGACCACCCAGUCAUCUUUCAUCCACCACCAGCUGGCGCUGUGCUACAAGAGGAAGAAGAUUGCUGAGCAGAGCCACAAGCCCUUCAGCAACCAAAGAGAGGUGCGGUGCUGGAGGCGCUGUUGUAUUCGUGAAUUUGAAAUGGCUGUUAAGAUAAAGCCGUCCUUUCAUCUUGCGUGGGCUGACCUGGCACUGCUGUAUGCAGAGGAAAGGAAUUUCAGAAGGGCAGAGGAGAUUUUCCAGCAGUGCUUGGUGAAGUUACCAGAGUGUGAUGAAAGCCUUUCUCAAGCUAUCCAUCAGCGCUUUGGUGACUUUCAUUACCAUCACAAAAGAAAUGAAGCUCAAGCCAUCGUUCACUACACCAAGGGUCUCCUGAUACCACUGAAGAAAUAUGAGAAGAAACUCUGUGCUAAGAAACUCAAGAAGAUCGCUGAGAGACGUCUGUCAAGGAAUCCGGGUGAUGGCGAAGCUCUCGCUCUGCUGGGUCAGGUGGCCAGAGCUGAGGGCAACAGGAAGGAAGCUGCUGAGUUUUAUGAGAAAGCUCUGAACUGUGACAAGGACAAUGAAGAGUACCUGUCUGCUCUGUGCGAGCUGCGCCUGGAACUGCAGUGAUCAUCCUCUAAUUAAUCAGGAUCAAUGCACCGCUGUUACAUCAUACUUCAGCCCGCUGAAUGUGGACUUGAUCCAUGUGCUUUCAGAACUGCACAACCUUAACAAAUGGGCCCUUCAUACCUUUCUGUUAGGUAUUAAAUUAUAAACCAUGAA